Molecule: messenger RNA, 321 nt
Organism: Pipistrellus nathusii (Nathusius's pipistrelle)
Lineage: Eukaryota; Metazoa; Chordata; Mammalia; Chiroptera; Vespertilionidae
Source: the annotation of a GenBank genome assembly
AUGGGCUGGGCGGCCGGCCUGCUGAGAUCCCUCCUCCUUCUCCUGAAUGUUGGAGGAGCUCAGGUGUUGGCAACGGACAAGUCCACUGGGACGGAAAUUGACAUCAAGUACGCCCUCAUCGGGACGGCGCUGGGCGUGGCCAUCUCGGCGGGCUUCCUGGCGCUGAAGGUCUGCAUGAUCAGGAAGCACUUGUUCGAUUACGACUCCUCGGACCUGAAGAUCACCAAUGCGGGAGGCAACGAUACCAUCGCGCCAAGGAAGAGAGCCUCAAGGUCAAAUCUCAACUUCUCUGAAAGAGAAGCACAAGUGAUCGAACUCUGA